AUGCGGGCUCCUGCAUUGAAACAAGCGAGCAACCUGGUUGCGAGGGCACCGUUUGCUCUCGACUCAUGUAGUCCUCCUGAUUGCAGACUUUACCACCGCCCGCGGUUAGGAGGCACGCGCCAAGAAGAAGCCUUGCAAAAUGCACUCUCGGCAGUCCGCCACUCUUCGAGCUCCAAAGCCCGGGAGAAAAAACGAGCAGAAGACAGGGACUUCAUUGUAUCCGUUCUAGAGGCAUCAGCUACCCGUCGUGAUGCCAAGGGAUAUCUUCAGAAAUACGCCCCUCAGUCGGGUGAAGGCGCGCCCAAGAACCGCAAGGCAAACGAGCUGCAAGAACCACCUGACCAGACUUAUUCGUCCAUCCGGGUUGUCAAUCAGGCGCCAAAGUUCAUCCAGGGUAGUGAUACCAAGACCGAGACUACCGUUCCCCUUGAUGAGCCCAUCAACUUGGCCAUUGUCAAAAUACGCCUUCCGCAGGAGAUUGACGACGAAAUGCUGAGUGCCAUGGCCAAGACUUUGACCCAGCUCAGAAAACUCGGUCUUGUGAGUCUCAUUGUUCUGGAUGGAGGGUCAGCCUCGAACCGAAAGCUCCUCCGUGAACAAUCAUGGCGGGUUCAGCAAGCCGUCGAGGUCUUUGGCGAACCGGGCUGCAUUUUGCUUGACCAAUGCGUUGCCGAGGCUCAGUCACAGACGCCUCAAACCCAGGGCUUUAUGCCGUCUGGCGUUUACGUCCAGCACCCACAUAUUUUGCUACGAGCUCUACGGGAUAACGCUAUCGUAGUCGUGCCUCCAGUCACUAUGGCGCACGAUAUGAAGAGCAUUGACGUGGUUGAUGCUGAUGAAACUAUUAUAGCGCUUACCAAAUACUUUUGCGGGCUUCAGCCCAAUGCUUCUGAGCACGCAAUGGGGUCGCCAGACUCUAGUCACAGUCCAGGCGCCUGGGUUGCCUCGGUUGAGAAGGUCAUCAUUCUGGACCCAGUCGGAGGCACGCCUCUAUCUGACGCGCACGAUGACUCUUGCCAUCGAUACAUCAAUCUCGAGCAGGAAUUCGAAGGCAUUAUGUAUGGGCUUACACAUCCUUCGGGGUCGGAGGCGGCACGAGACAAAGUUCCGGAAGAUGCACGGCGGAUCCAUGCCCGCAACCUUGACUUGUCGAGGAAGGUGCUUGCCAUGCUGCCAUCGACGUCUUCGGCCAUCAUCAGCACCCCUUCUGCUGCAGCGAACAAGCCCAUCCAGGAAUUCACCAGGGUUACAACGCGUAACAGGCAAAACCCUUUGAUCCACAACCUCCUGACGGACAAACCCGUCUUCUCGUCAUCACUGCCCCUCGAGCGGGUGCGUUCAGGGAAGAAGGCCGAUGCAGUAUCCGGCGAAACACACGUGGCAACUUUGCUCAAACGCGGGAUGCCUCUUACAGUGUACCCUGAUCCUACAAUUAGUGCCUGGCUGCCACCGCGUCCGGGAGGCCCACGCUUGAGGCUCACGGACACCUGCAUAGACCUGCCACGACUGGUUCAUCUGAUCAACGAUUCCUUCAACCGUGAGUUGGACGUUCAACAUUAUUUGGAGCGUGUCAAUGAGAAUCUGGCUGGCAUCAUAAUUGCCGGAGAAUACGAAGGCGGGGCGAUCCUGACGUGGGAGAGGCCGUUCGGGUUGGACGAGGAGACGGCAUACAAGACGGGACGCCUCGUUCCGUAUCUAGACAAGUUUGCCGUCCUCAAAAGUCGACAGGGCAGCGGCGGUGUUGCUGACGUAGUUUUCAACGCCAUGGUGAGGGGCUGUUUCCCAGAGGGUGUCUGUUGGCGUAGUCGACAAGAUAACCCCGUCAACAAGUGGUAUUUCGAAAGGUCAUUGGGAACGUGGAAGCUGAAGGACACCAACUGGACAAUGUUCUGGACAACUCCUUAUCUGCCACUAAGCGAUCCGAAGUUGCUGGAUUACGAGGAUGUUUGCCGCAACAUUGAGCCAUCGUGGGCAGAUUCAAGGCCACCAGACUAA
Molecule: messenger RNA, 1995 nt
Organism: Colletotrichum spaethianum
Lineage: Eukaryota; Fungi; Ascomycota; Sordariomycetes; Glomerellales; Glomerellaceae
Product: amino-acid acetyltransferase, mitochondrial
Exons: 3
Coding region: 1-1995 (664 amino acids)
Biological process (GO): L-arginine biosynthetic process
Cellular component (GO): mitochondrial matrix
Molecular function (GO): arginine binding; L-glutamate N-acetyltransferase activity, acting on acetyl-CoA as donor
Source: RefSeq, a predicted model, not a curated record